CUUCAAGUUCCAAGCUGGAUGAAAUGCUUAACUUCCAAAAGGUUGCAUCUGACAAAACAGGUCUCGGAUAAAAUGGAGAACAAUAUCAUGUUAGACCAGAACAUUGAACUCCAAAGUGAAGACUUGGAGGUCCCAUUCUUCAACCUAGCUACCAUAGACAUUGCAACUAACAACUUUUCAAGCGAUAACAAGCUAGGUGAAGGAGGCUUUGGACUUGUAUACAAGGGUACACUAACAGAUGGACAUGAAAUUGCUGUGAAAAGGCUCUCACGAAGUUCUAUACAAGGAUUAAAUGAGUUUCAAAAUGAAGUUAUAUUGAUUGCCAAAUUGCAACACCGUAAUUUGGUUAGGCUUUUGGGCUAUUGCAUUGAAGGAGAUGAGACAAUGCUAAUCUAUGAAUACAUGCCCAACGGAAGCUUAGACUCCUCCAUUUUUGAUGAAACAAGAGCUAAAGUUUUAGGUUGGUCUAUAUGCUUCAACAUUAUUUGUGGGAUUGCGCGAGGGCUUCUCUAUCUUCAUGAGGACUCUAGAUUGAGAAUUAUACAUAGAGAUCUCAAAGCAAGUAAUGUUUUACUUGAUAGUAAGAUGAACCCAAAAAUUUCUGACUUUGGCAUGGCUAGAAUUUUUGGUGGAGAUCAGACUGAAGGAAAUACAGAGAGAGUGGUUGGAACUUAUGGUUAUAUGGCACCCGAAUAUGCCAUUGAUGGUAUAUUUUCAGUAAAAUCAGAUGUAUUUAGUUUUGGAAUAUUGUUGUUAGAGGUAUUAAGUGGAAAGAAAAAUCGAGGGUUUAUCCGUCCUGACCAAAGUCUAAACCUUGUUGCACAUGCAUGGAAUUUAUGGAAAGAAUGCAGGCCUUUAGAACUACUUGAUACUUGCUUAGAAGACUGUUGCAUCAUAUUGGAAUUUGUUCGUUGCCUCCAUAUAAGUUUCUUAUGUUUGCAACAACAUCUUGAAGAUCGGCCUAACAUGUCAUCUGUGGUUAUGAUGUUGCACGGUGAGAGUUCAUUACCUGAACCUAAAGAGCCUGCUUCCUUUAUAGGAAAAAGAUUAUCUUUAUCAAGCAAGAACCAAUCACCCUCAACCAAUGAAAUUACUAUUACACUGUUAGAGGCUCGAUAGCCAAACUUCAUAUCAAUUGCAUUAUUAAGUGCCACAUCAAAGACAUUUUCACAAUAAAUUUUAGGUGGUAAGUUGUUACUUGCUAUUACUAGUAGGCUAGAAAGUAAUUUCUGUGGUGGGUUCAAAUUAAAACCAACAACUACCUGCCACAUAUCAUUUGUUGUAAAAGUGUUAUUUGAAUAUUGUGAACAUAAAAUUUAUCUUUUACUUAUCCUAUAAUUGAUAUUUAUA
Quercus lobata is the source of this 1350-nucleotide messenger RNA. Its product is annotated as G-type lectin S-receptor-like serine/threonine-protein kinase SD1-1. Lineage: Eukaryota; Viridiplantae; Streptophyta; Magnoliopsida; Fagales; Fagaceae. Gene Ontology annotation, biological process: protein phosphorylation. The transcript is spliced from 6 exons. The record is from RefSeq and is a predicted model, not a curated record. Gene Ontology annotation, cellular component: plasma membrane. Gene Ontology annotation, molecular function: ATP binding; protein serine/threonine kinase activity. Bases 19 to 1119 code for a protein of 366 amino acids.